AUGCUUCCAAAUGUCCAGGGUGUCCAGGGUGAUGCUUCCAAGUCAAAGAACAAACAACAGCAGAAAGAACCAACGGGAAGCGUGACUCAGAACAAAAGAUUUGGAAGAUUCAGUGUAAACAUGCUUGAGUCGGUGCUUCAGGAAGUGGGAAAGCCUACUUUCAGAGCCAGCUCCUCGGCUACGUGGAGGAGGUAUGGCCGGCUAACCCGCAGCCAGCGGCUCCUGUGUGAGGGGCUGGCGGGGGCAGUCAGCCUCAGCCUUACCGCGCCCCUGGAGCUCGCUACCGUGCUGUCUCAGUUCGGCCUGGCGAGAGGCCAUUCCCGGGGUGUGUGGGAGGGGGGGACCGGAUGUCUCCUGUGGCUUGCCGAGGGGACUAGGGCUCUGUCUUUCUCUGCUUUUCUCCCAAGGUUUGCUGUGCUGUUCAUGGAUGACCUGGGCUGUAAUUCUCAGUGGAGCUCCAUUGUUGCUCGGAGUCUUGCUGGCAUGGUUUCCACAAUUGUCCCAUACCCUACAGACCUCAUCAAAACCCAGUUAAUUGUGCAGAAUAUUCUGGAACCAUCAUGCAGGGGGCUUACCCAGGCUUUUUCUACUCUUUAUCAACAAGAAGGGCUCCUGGCCCUUUAUUGAGGGGUGUCCCUCACUGUUUUAGGUGCCUUUCCCUUCUCUGCAGGCUCCCUUCCAGUUUACAUGAACCUGGAGAAAAUCUGGAAUGGACCCUGGGAGCGCUUCUGUCACCUGGAGAACUUGGCCAUUGCCUGUGUGGCUGCUGCUGUGAGCCACACUCUCUCCUUUCCCUUUGACACUGUGGAGAGAAAGAUGCAGGCUCAAUGUCCUUAUCUUCCCCACUGUGGAGGAGUAGACAUCUACUUCUCAAGAGCAGCUGACUGUUUCUGGCAGAUAGUGAAGACCAAAGGGGUACUAGGGCUCUGGAGGAAACUGACUGCUAACUUACUAAAGGUAGUUCCAUAUUUUGGAGUUAUGUUUAGCAUGUUUGAGUUCUGUAAGAGAAUUUUUCUUUCAAAUGGCUAUAUCCUGUCCCCACUAACCUAUAAACUGACCCCAGGGAUGGACUGAAGUCUGAAGCCUUAGGAGUCACGGGAAUUAAAGGUGUUCUUCAAACGAAGCAAGCUCGUAAGCAGAACCCCUCCAUGGCUGCCCUGCUGGCGUUCUGUCUUUGAAAAAUUUGAAGGUUGGACACCUAAGGGUCAGAUGCAGUGA
Messenger RNA from Psammomys obesus (fat sand rat), 1218 nucleotides. It is a transcript of the gene Slc25a43, whose product is annotated as solute carrier family 25 member 43. The record is from RefSeq and is a predicted model, not a curated record. Lineage: Eukaryota; Metazoa; Chordata; Mammalia; Rodentia; Muridae. Gene Ontology annotation, biological process: transmembrane transport.